UUACAGAAAGUGAAAGCGUGGCCAGCACCUCGAGAAAUGCAUCGAAUAUUAAAAUGCUUAACAAUUAUGCGCAAGCACUACUGCAGCAGAAUUGUAAUAAACCAUCAAUAGAUGAAGAAACUGAAGGGGAAGAACAUGGUAAAAUUAGUACCGAUGAGCAUUAUAUUAUAUAUAAAUAUAAUAAAUUUAGCACAAAAAUAUAUUUUUUAUUCUGCAGGUCAGUACAUUGACGAAGAAUAUAUUGAGUCUGAAAAUGUUCCUGAGUAUAUCAAUGACAUGGAAAAUAAAGAUGAAGCUGAAGAAAAUGAAAAUAACAAUGCCGCAUGUUGCAAUUGUAGAAAAGAGCAAAAACAUUUCGAAACCGUGGUCUUAAAAAAACUAAACGAAUUGUUAGAAAUAGCACGAAAUUCUAACCCAAGUGAAUACAAACGUCGCAAUUAUCCUCUUCUUCCCCCGAUGCCAUUCAGUGAUAUCAACACGCUACUACAAUUCGAUUGUGAUCUCAAAGAAAACGAUCAAAUGCGAGAUCAAUUUGUAAGUGUGCGAAUAUAUGUAUUAAUAUUCUGA
Messenger RNA from Vollenhovia emeryi, 567 nucleotides. RefSeq lists its product as uncharacterized. Bases 112 to 567 code for a protein of 151 amino acids. Lineage: Eukaryota; Metazoa; Arthropoda; Insecta; Hymenoptera; Formicidae. The transcript has 2 exons. The record is from RefSeq and is a predicted model, not a curated record.